This is a messenger RNA of Oncorhynchus kisutch (coho salmon), 1513 nucleotides long. Its product is annotated as transmembrane protein 199-like. The coding region runs from base 418 to 1017 and encodes 199 amino acids. Lineage: Eukaryota; Metazoa; Chordata; Actinopteri; Salmoniformes; Salmonidae. The transcript is spliced from 6 exons. Gene Ontology annotation, biological process: vacuolar proton-transporting V-type ATPase complex assembly. The record is from RefSeq and is a predicted model, not a curated record. Gene Ontology annotation, cellular component: endomembrane system.
CCUGUCACAAGGUAAACAUAGACGCUUCAAAGUCAACUCUGGCUGCUUCCUCUUUCUGUUGUCGUUACUGCUAGCUAGUGAAAUUAACGAAACGGUCAUCAUUGUCGGGCAACUUAAAAUGGGUAGUUGAUACGAUGAUUAGAUGAAUGCUAAAUGUAUCAAUUUGUGAAUAAUUGGCAAUGGAUAAUCUGUAUAAACUGCCAACGUUUCCUCCUGGUCGUGGGUUUACUAGCUAAAGACGUUAGCUGCUUGCUAUCCUUGUAGCUAGAGCCUUCUCCGCUUGCAGCUAGCUAGAUCAGCUGGCAAACUCGGCUCAGCCAGCUACGGGAGAAUAACAAUUAGCUAAUACAGCCACUUGUCAGCACAGUUCAUUGUAGCUAGCUACAUCAGUUUGACAGUUAACGUUAUCUAAAGAGAAUGGCGUCGUCUUUUGUGAUUGGAAGCACAUUUCGAGAGAGGGUAAUAGACUUGCUGGAGAACGAUGAGUUUUCAGUUCCAACGGAGCUACAGAAAGAAGUGGAGGAUAUUCUUCAACAGGAACCACCAUCAACUCUGUCCUUCAGAACUGCUAGAAAACUUAAUAAAUGUCUGCAAGACAAUGGUCAACCUUUCUACCUUCAUGAGUUGUUGGAGGACAGCUCAUUGCACCUGCCUAAGGUUGAAAUGCCCCCCAGAAACCCUAUGCUUGUGGCUCGUCUGGAACGAAUCAAAGCCAAGUUGGCCAAUGAAGAAUACAACAGGAUCACACGGAAUGUAAACACUCAGCAAAUUAAUCGUUGUGAGACACUGGCGGACUUUGGGAGAGAAGUGCGCUCAGCCAAAGCUGCAGUUGUGACGGUCUUAAACUUCCUAGUGACAGUGGCGGCGACGUUCGCUUGCGCCUAUCUUGGCAGUCAAUACCUCUUCACAGAAACAGCGGCGAGGGUGAUAUCUGCAGUGAUUGCUGCGUCCAUCGUCGGCCUGGCAGAGCUGUAUGUUCUGGUACGGACCAUGGAGGGAGAGCUAGGAGAACCAUAGCACCAGUCAGUGUUCUUAUCAACAAAAUACUUUCCUGGAGAACAAUGCCCUUAUCUGACCCACCAGUGGACUUCAAAACAGAAAUCAAAGGGGUUGAGUGAAAGUUGACAUGACCACAAAACUAUUGAUAAGAAUUGUCUCAGGUCGUUCGCAUAUUGAAAUCUGAUUGGUGUGAAGAUCUUGAAUGUGACCCAGAUGUAAAAGUAGUUUGUUUUAGCAUUGCUGCUCUAUGAUGAAGUUAACGCCAUGUUUCACAACUCAUUUACUAAUGUGGACUAACAAAGUUGGGAUAUUUAUCUAUUUAUUUACAUCCAUGAUGCUUUUAUAGUGCCUGUUAAAUUAGCCCCCUUCAUAACAUUUGUAUCAUAAUUUCCUACUUAGAUGGAACAGGGAUUUUUUUUCUCAUGCAAUAGCUUAUUCAUACUGUACUUUCACGGUCCUUCAGUAUGUCGGUAUUGUUUGUCUAUUCAAUAAAAUUAGCACCCAGGUAAUUCAA